Molecule: messenger RNA, 1795 nt
Organism: Phyllotreta striolata
Lineage: Eukaryota; Metazoa; Arthropoda; Insecta; Coleoptera; Chrysomelidae
Source: the annotation of a GenBank genome assembly
AUACAGCAUAUCGAAUAUUAUUUUCGGAAACGCAUUCAUAAUUGUUUAUUCAUUCAUUACGAUUCCACUUUUAUUAUGUUGAAUUUUCUUUUUUUGCAAAGUGCGUAAUACAUGGUAGUUUUAAUAAUCGUAUGGAUUUGGUUUUGAUAAAUUAGUAAAUGCCCAAAAGGAAAUUAAUAUGACAGCUACAGAUGUAAAUCCUGCAGAUGAAGGGAAAAAAUGGUACGAAAUACUUGUUGUACUUACAGUCUCUCUUGCGGGCUUCAACAGUGCAUUAAUGUACUGCUGGCCAUCGCCAUUCUUAGUAAAAAUAGUCCACGACGAGAGCUACCACAUCACCGAAGAAGAAGCCUCCUACUUCACAGUAAUCAGCCAAGUCGGCAUUAUCCUGCUACCGCCUUUCAUAGCACCACUAGCCAAUCGCUUCGGCAGAAAAAAACUCAUACUCUACGUAGCCAUACCCUGCUCCAUCGUAUGGAUAAUCAAAGCCACCAGCAAGAACCUGUGGAUGCUCUACCUAGCAAGAACCCUAUCGGGUUUCUGCGACGCCGUCACCUUCUCCUGCGCCAUGGUCUUCAUCGGCGAAGUGGCCAGCCCGAAGGUCAGAGGCAUCUGGGGCAACUCGAUGAUGCUAUCAGGCUUCCUCGGCCAGUUCAUCAUCAACGUCCUGGGAGUGUAUUACAGCGUGCAAACCACCGCGUUCAUCUGUCUCGCCGCUCCCAUCAUCUUCUUCGUCGCCUUCUCGCUGGUGCCCGAGACUCCAUACUAUUACAUAGCCAAAGGAGAUGAUGAUAGAGCCGUGGCGAGCUUGCGCAGCUUGCGGCGCCGAGAUGACGUCGAAGAGGAGUACAAGGAGCUGCAGGUGGCCGUGCACAAUCAGCUGACCGGUACCGGUAGCUGGAAGGAGCUGGUGACGGUGAGGGUGAACAGGAGAGCUUUGGUGGCGGGCGUUUACGUUCGAUUGAGCCAGCUCUUUUCCGGUUUGUUCACGUUCGCUUCGUAUACUAUGUUGAUUUUCGACAAGACCGGUACGAAUAUCGAUCCGGAAUUGGCUACGAUCGUAUACACCGGCGUGAAUUUGGUGGUUUACACGUCUGUGGUGUAUUUCUCGAAUUUGUUGGGACGGAGGAAAUCGUUGAUACUAUCGAUGAUUUUGACUGGGGUGGUUCUACUAGCCGAAGCUGGGUACUUCUUGAUAGAUAAACUAUUUCCGGGAGUGAAUCUCGAGCGGUUUCAUUGGUUUCCUCUGGCCGGUAUGGUGGGUUUUAUAAUAUGCUCGGCGUUCGGGGUGGGAAUCAUUCCUUCGUUGAUGUUGGGCGAAUUGUUUCCGGUUAGCAGCAAAUCGAAGAGUCUGGCGAUCGUGACUAGCGUUUUCGGUUUAAUGAGCCUGGUGGUGAACAAUCUCUUUUACUAUCUGAACGUUUACGCGGGAUUGAGCGGGCCUUUUCUGUUGUUCAGUUUGGCCAAUUUCAUAUCUGCCGUAGUAACUUAUCGUAUAAUUCCCGAAACGAAAGAUAAAAGUUUAGAGCAAGUACAACAACAAUUAAGAAUGUAAUAUCUAGCUAAUAAAAAGUAGAUACCUAAACGAUUGCGUUGUGGAUAGUAUUUUUAGUCGAUGGAAAAUAACAUACAAUUAAUCGAACAUUCCUUUAAUCGGUUUAAAAUGCAGUUAAUUAAUUCAAUCAAUAAGUCUGUUUGCUUUCGAAAUUGCACGGGCCUAAGUUUUAAUUGAAUUUCAUCGAAGUUUCCUGAUCGUAAGCGUAAAAUUCUGCGCUUCCUGAACAAACCAGGUCAA